Molecule: messenger RNA, 2298 nt
Organism: Plasmodium fragile
Lineage: Eukaryota; Apicomplexa; Aconoidasida; Haemosporida; Plasmodiidae
Exons: 4
Coding region: 1-2298 (765 amino acids)
Source: RefSeq, a predicted model, not a curated record
AUGAAACAUAGUAAUGCUCCGAGGAAUCGCGUAACUAGGAGACGUAUAGUAGAGGAAAUUAUACCAGGGGGAUAUAAGGAGUAUGUUGAGAAUUAUGAAUCGAAGCGUUUUAGAUCAAAGGAGAGUAUAGACAAUGGUAAAAAAGAUUGUGAUGAAAAGUACGAAGCAGCAAAUUACGGAUUCAGAGAAAAGUGCCCAUACGACAUGCCUAGGAACCAUGGUUAUGGAGGACCAAAUCUGACUGUGUUAAGGCAUAAUUUCCCUAUGAGAAGUACUUUUUAUGAUGAUAAGUCAGGAUCGCUGAUGGACACACUUCCAGGUUCAUUAAGGGCAUGUGAUAAAAUAGUAUAUGGAAAAAAGAAAAAGAAUCGAAAAAAACCAAAGAAGAAGGUAAAGGAAGAACCAGCAGAAUAUCAACUAAUAAAUAGCAUGUGUGGUGGAUUGAAGUUAUAUGAAGGGGCUGAAGGAGAGGGUAAUAGCAGAUUCAAAAAUCAGCUGGAAGGGGGUUUAAGAAAGGGAAAAAAAGUUGUAAAUUCAGGGGAGGCCGACAUGAAGAAUACGCAAACGGGAAAACUAAGAGAGAGAGAAGAGCGAGAUGGUUUACGAGAAAAUGAUAUGAAGAACACGCAAACGGGAAAAUUAAGAGAGAGAGAAGAGCGAGAUGAUGGUUUACGAGAAAAUGAUAUGAAAAAUAGGCCCAAGGGGGGAUUGAAGGACAGGCACAGAACGGAGGAUGACUCCCAGGACAAUGAAAUGGAAACCCAGCCUGAGGAGGAAUUGGAACAGGGAGAAAAGGAGGAUGACUCCCAGGAGAAUGAAAUGGAAAACCAACCUGAAGAGGAAUUGGAGCAGUGGGAAAAGGAGGAUGACUCCCAGGAGAAUGAAAUGGAAAACCAGCCUGAGGAGGAAUUAGAGCAGGCAGAAAAGGAGGAUGACUCCCAGGAGAAUGAAAUGGAAACCCAGCCUGAGGAGGAAUUGGAGCAGGGAGAAAAGGAAAAAGACUCACAUCAGAAUGAAAUGGAAACCCAGCCUCAGGAAGGACUGGGUGAUGGCCAGGAUAUAAACAAUGUGAGUAGUACUACCACCAAGGAUACAACUCCAGAUAUGCCAGAGCGUGAACAGGUAGACCAACCAGCGGGUCCUUGUGUAAAAUACAAGUAUCAGGGUAUAAAUGAUAAUGCAAAUGCAGAUACAUCAACCGAUAUUUCUGCAAAAUACAAGUUUCUAGGUUUGAAGGACAAUGAAAAUGUAGACCCAGCAGCCGGUACCUCUGCAAAAUACAAGUAUCAGGGUUUGAAGGACAAUGAAAAUGUAGACCCAGCAGCCGGUACCUCUGCAAAAUACAAGUUUCUAGGUUUGAAGGACAAUGAAAAUGUAAACCCAUCAGCCGGUACCUGUGUAAAAUACAAGUUUCUAGGUUUGAAGGACAAUGAAAAUGUAGACCCAUCAGCCAAUACUUCUGCAACAUAUGGAUACUCUACUACGGGUGGUUCAACGGUAGGAAUCAACACUGGUGAAGACACAGAUAAAUCGUUAAGUAGUGGAACUGAUGGAGCCUCGUCUGAUACAUCAAAUGGCAGUUAUAAGGAUGAGUUACCAGAAAAGGAAGCCCAAAAUACUGAAACCACAAAUGGUCUAGGAGAACCUGGAAAGAAAGAUGAAGCGCCACUUGGUUCCGGGGAAAGUUCCCGUUCUAGUGUAACCAAAACUGAGACGGAAGAAUCUUUUUUUUAUUCGUUGUAUAAGUACCUAAAUCCAAAGGCUGGCGAAAGUGAGCAGAACAAGGAUUCAUCUUCUGAAGGGUGCACAAAUACUUACCCUAAGGAAAAGGAAUCCCAAGAGGUGAAUCAAGAACCCAAUGCUCCUUUGACGUAUCCACCUGCUGCUAUCAAUUUGUAUGAGACUGAAACGACAGGAACAGGUGCUGCGUCAAAUGCCAGUUCUCAUGUUGGAUUAGAAGACGAAACUAAGGGAAAACAACCACCAGCCGUUUCUUCAAUUGAAAAAUGUCCUGUUAUAGAACAACCUGAGAAAUUAGAUGCAAAAGUUGAAGAAGGCAAAGUUGAAGAAGGAAAAGUUGAAGAAGGAAAAGUUGAAGUGAAAGAAGGAAAAGAAGAGUUUGGAGAAUCUAAAGAUAAUUCUCAACAUGAAAGUCCUUCAAAUAGUUUAGAAGAAGCGGAAAAGUCAAAGGAUACAAAAGAAUCAAGUGAAACUAAGCCUAAUGACUUACCUACAAAUAAAGAAGAGACCAAGGGAGAUAAGUCAAAGGACGCAUCAUCAAAAAGUCUGAGGAAAUAG